UUUUUUCUAGUUAGGCCGGCAUCGCCACAAUUUAUUAAUAUCUUAUGCAUUGUCUCUGAGUCUGUAGAUGCUAGUCUCUCUUCUCGUUCUCAUCACUUUUUAUAUCCAGCACCGCUCUCUCACUCUCGCUUACAACCAUUCUGGCACUUACCUGAAGCUUAACUCGUUACUAUUCUCUCAGACUCUGGAUGCCAGCUUGAGGUUCGUGGAGGCUCGGUAGGUCUUGUGUGUACCGAUUCUGUUUGAUCAAGUCAUCGGGUUGUAGUCAGUGUAGUUGUUGAACUUGAAGAAAGGCUUCCAAAUCAUAUAUUAUCCCGUUAUCCACCACCUCCUGCUCGGCCUAGCCCACCACGGUCUAAUCGUCCAUGAUCUAUUUGCUAUUUAUGGCGGGAACACAUGUAACGCCUGGACUACGAUUCGGUCAUUCAUCAAUCUUCGUGAUAUCAUCUUUUUUGACAUUACCUGUAGCUGCAGCGGUAGUCGUAGGCAGUCGACGCCAGAUAUGCGCUUGUCAAACAUGAUCAUUGCGCGCGGCAGACCGACGGCAUUGACAUUGACUUGUUUGACUUUGUUGUAAGAAGGAUAACGGUUUCCAAAACAGGUAGUUGUUUAAGCGUCGAAUCGAAGUGAAAGCUUUCGAAAAUGACAGACCACGCGGGCGAUGGCAAGGUAUCUCCGGAGGAGAGCCAGGAACAAUCACUUGCUGAGCAGCAAGCGGAGGUCGAGGGCAACGGGAAGGAUUCUACAACAGGAGUCAAUGGGAACGGCACUCAAUCUCAAAGUAACCAAGAUGAAGGUGACGCAGCCGCCAUAGUAACCGGCGCGGUCGUUCGUCCCACGUCGCCGUCCCGCUCCGCCCCGCUUGUCCGCCGCACUUCCCGUACAUUUUCAGAUGCCGAGAUUCCCGACUGGGCCUUGCGUCCUGCCACCGCAGAGGAACGGAAGAACGGGUUCAAGUCGAAGGAAACGGCUUUACCUGUGCACGUGACUUUUUGGAUACAACAGUGGAAAGUCGUUGCCAAGGACGGUCACGAAUUGAUGGAGAUGAAGAUGCGACUACUCAUCAUUAAGGCUUUCUUUCUUUCUUUUUCUUCUUCUUCUUCUUCAAUGAAAAUGGCAAAUUCGAUCAUUCUUGUUGUGUCAUUUGAUGUGGUAACCGCCAAUAUUAGCAUGUAGUUGGCACUUGGAUUUGCAGGAGUUCCCCUCUUGAGUAGUUUUUUCUCCGUUUCUCCCGUUCAUCGGCUGCUGCUUUGGCUGGUCUUGGAUUUUCAUUCUUAUGAAAAACCGAAAGAGGCACGAAAACUUGAACAAUUGAUUUGGGAGCGCUAACUACACAUGGCGCGACUACCGGCUCGCCAACUGGAGCUUGGAAGAGGAAGUGCCGCCAGAGAUAUGGAAGCCGGAGAUUUUCAUUGUCGGCGAGGGUGGUAUGGAUAUCGAACCGAAGGACCUGGAAAAGCCGCCGUCCUUCGCAACGCGCGAACGCGACCACGGCGAGCUGGAGUGGAUUUUGUUCACGAAAGAGACGCGCUUUGAGGUUUUGUCUUCGGCCGACGGGCUGCGGAGCUUUCCGUUCGACAGCGCGCGUUACGACUUUAUUGUGUGCUUAAGCGGCGAAAAGAGACUCGAGGGCAGCCAGGAGGUGUGCUUCGAAUUUGAAAAGUCUUGUUCUCAGAGCAUGUACGUGCCGGUUGCGGACCCGCAGAAGUGCACGAGCGGGGAUUUUGACCUGGUCGGCGUUUCCUAUGCGAAAGGCGCGCACCAGUCGUAG
Messenger RNA from Amoebophrya sp. A25, 1771 nucleotides. Lineage: Eukaryota; Dinophyceae; Syndiniales; Amoebophryaceae. The record is from the annotation of a GenBank genome assembly.